Ziziphus jujuba (common jujube) is the source of this 3596-nucleotide messenger RNA. RefSeq names its product putative disease resistance protein RGA1. Gene Ontology annotation, molecular function: ADP binding. Bases 5 to 3508 code for a protein of 1167 amino acids. NCBI's taxonomy places the organism in Eukaryota, Viridiplantae, Streptophyta, Magnoliopsida, Rosales, Rhamnaceae. The record is from RefSeq and is a predicted model, not a curated record. The transcript is spliced from 3 exons. Gene Ontology annotation, biological process: defense response to other organism.
ACCAAUGGCAGAACCUAUCCUCUCUAUCAUUGCUGAGGGAAUCAUCGGGUGGUUGAGUUCUAAAGCUGUGGAAGAGGUAGGAUUGCUUUGGGGUGUAAACAACGAACUUGCAGGACUCCAAGAAACCAUUAUGACCAUCAAAGCAGUACUUCUUGACACGGAGGAGAAGCAGGCCCAUAACCAUCAAGUUAGAACCUGGCUCGGGAGGCUUGAAGCUGUUGUUUCUGAUGUUGAUGACUUGAAGGACGAGUUCUCAUACGAGGCUCAUUGGCAAAAGGCAAUGGCUGACGGUGAGGUGAUGAAGAAGGUAUGUACUUUCUUCUCAGCCUCAAACCAAGUUGUCUUUAGGCACAAGCUAGGUCACAAAAUAAAAGCUAUUAAGGAAAGACUGAUUGCUAUUAGAGAUGAUAAACCCUUUCAUUUGGAAGAGAAAGUGGUCACUAUAGAGAGAGAGCCUACUCACUCAUAUGUACCUGAAAAUGAAGUUAUUGGGAGGGAUAAAGAUAGAAUGGAAAUUUUGAAAAUUCUAUUGGAUUCUAAUGUUGAUGAGAAUGUAUCAGUGAUUUCCAUAGUUGGUAGUGGAGGAUUAGGAAAAACCACACUUACUCAAUUGGUGUAUAAUGAUGAUAAGGUCAAAAGGCAUUUUGAUUUAAGAAUGUGGGUGUAUGUCUCUAAUGAUUUCAAUGUGAAAUCACUAGUUGAGAAAAUCAUUAAAGCUGCAACUAAUAGGGGUCUAGAAAACUUAGAGAUAGAUCAAUUACAGAAGCUGCUUCAGAAAGAAAUAAGUGGAAAACGAUAUCUCCUUGUGCUAGAUGAUGUAUGGAUUGAAAAUCAUGAACCAUGGAAAAAUUUGAAAAAUUUAUUAGCAAAUUGUGCAUCAGGGAGUAAAAUAAUAAUAACCACUCGUAAUAUAAAGGUUGCUGAGAGUACAAGUAAAAUGAAGCCAUACAUCUUAGGGAGAUUCGAUAAAGAUGAAUCAUGGUCUCUGUUUAAAAAGGUGGCUUUUAAGCAUGGACAAGAGCCCAACGAUUCUACAAUUGUUGAAAUUGGAAAAAAGAUUGUUGAACAUUGUGGAGGCAAUCCACUGGCCAUAAAAACUAUAGGCCGAAUGUUCUAUUUUAAGAAUCCAGAAAAGGAAUGGUCUCCUUUCCUUGAAUUGGAAUUUUCAAAACUCCCUCAAAAAGAACAUGACAUCCUACCAACCUUAAAACUUAGCUAUCAUAAUCUCCCAUUGCAUUUGAAGCAUUGUUUUGCCAUUUGUAAGCUCUUUCCUAAAGGUCAUGAAUUCAGUGUAGAGAUCUUAACAAAUCUUUGGAUGGCUCUAGGAUAUAUUAAACCAUCGUAUCCAACUAAGUCGUUAGUGGAUGUUGGUCAUGAGUAUUUUAUGGAUUUACUUUGUAGAUCAUUCUUUCAAGAAAUACAAGGAGAUAUUCUGGACAAAAGAUGUCAAAUGCAUGACCUCAUGCAUGACCUUGCAACACAAGUAGGAGGAACAGAGUAUGUCCUUUGGCAGCCAAAUAAGAAAAGUAAUUUUGAGAAUGAUACUCGCCAUGUAUCAUUUAAUUUUCAUUUAGAUUCGUUACAACGAAUUCCAACUACAGUUUCUAAAGAAAAUAGGAUCCGAACUAUUCUUUUGCUUGGUCAAUCAUCAAGUAUAGUUGAAGGAAGACGAGGACAGUCAAUUUGUGAUGUAGUUGUGUCAAACUUUAAGUUUGUCAGAUUCUUGGAUCUUCAUAAUUUGGGGAUUAGGAUAGUGCCAACUUGUAUUGGUAAGUUGAAACAUCUAAGGUACCUUGAUCUUUCUAAAAAUAAAGAUGUCAAGGCAUUGCCCGAUUCUAUUACAAUGUUGUGUAAUUUGCAAACGUUGAAAUUGUCUUAUUGCAAGGGACUCCAAAAGUUACCCAAAGACAUCAAGCGACUAGUCAACCUUGUAAAUCUUAGUCUUGAAGAUUGUAUCGGUAUGACUCAUAUGCCACAUGGGCUAUCACAGUUGACUAAUCUCCAAACAUUAUCACAAUUUGUAUUGAAGGAUGCCACAAGUACUUCUGUACGUAGGCAUAAUGGUGAGGUUGGUGAGCUAAAGGACUUGAUGGGAUUAAAUAACCUUAGAGGAGAGUUGGCUAUUUAUAAUUUGGGAAAUGGAGAAGAUACUAGGACUGCAAAUUUGAGGGAAAAACAACAUCUUAUUUCUUUGCUUUUAUGUUGGAGGAGUGUUGAUAGUUCAAAUCUGAAGGAUGUUGAAUAUGAAGCAACACUAGAAGGCCUCCAACCACACCCAGAUUUGAAAUUAUUGGUUUUACAAUAUUAUGAGGGUGAGAAGUUUUCAAGUUGGUUUCAAUCGCUUACAAAACUUGAAUACUUCAUUGUAGAAUACUGUAUGAAAUGCCAAUAUUUGCCAUCGUUAAAUCAAUUCCUUUCUCUCAAGCUGUUACACCUCAGAAAUGUGCUUGGUCUAGAAUAUAUUUCAAACAACUCAUUUACGUUGUCAUCUACAGCAGUACUACCAUCCCUUGAAUCAUUGUUCUUUAUAGGAUUGCCCAACCUAAAGGGAUGGUGGAAGGAGGAGCAAGUAGUAGUGGAUAGUGAAGAAGCUCAAGAAGAUCAUGAAUGUUCUUUUGGCACAUCAAUGAGUCACAUAUUACUUUCAUUUCCUCGUCUUUCCGAUUUCAAUAUCUAUAAUUGUCCAAAGUUUUCUCUUUUGCCACUCUCCCCGAAUAUCAAACUAUUGAGCAUCCAAAACAACACAUGGAAGGCAUUCCAACAGGCAGUAACGACAAAGACCCAAACAACAAUAGAGGAAGCAGCCUCAUCAUCUUCUUCCUUGUUUCAUUUCUCCAAUCUCAGUAAGCUUGCUCUUUUCGAAGUUGAAGAUUUGCAAUGUCUUCCAGAAUGGUUGAAAAACAUUACUUUUCUAAGGACGUUAGCUAUUUCUCGAUGCAUUAACUUGAAGUGUUUGUCUCCCGGUAUUCAACAUCUUGCCUCCUCACUUCAAGAAUUAACAAUUGAGGGCUGCAAAGAACUGGACAUGUCCCAUGCUGAUGAUAAUGUGUUAACAUGCCGUCCUCUGAAAAGUAGUCUGCGCUCACUUGUCUUAACAGAUUUGCCUCAAAUGAGGACUCUCCCUAAGGGACUUCAAUAUGUUACUAACUUGCAAGAGCUUGAAGUUGGAUACUGUCAAAAUUUGAUUGAAAUUUCAGAGUGGAUAAGCAACCUCAACUCCCUAAAGAUGCUGAAAAUUAUUAAAUGUCCAAAGUUAACAUCAUUACCAGAAGGAGUUCAGCGGCUCACCUCUUUACACAAACUAGAGAUUGAAGAUUGUCCCAUCUUAUACAAAAGAUGUCAGAGAGAAAUAGGCCAAGACUGGCCUAAGGUGGCUCACAUCACAGAGUUGAUCUUGAAAUCAAAUUUACAAGAUAAAUCUGAAUCGUCCUCUACUUUUCCAAGUUGUAAUUGGAAAGUAUUUAACAAGUCCUGGAUAUCACAGUUUUGCAACAAAGGAUUGUCAUAAUGGAUCCAUAUUUCAUAAAUAUUUGAAGAUUCAAGCAUGAAAUCUUUGUAGUUGUACGAUUUUGCAACAUUCAUCCAUUAAUUAAUAG